CCGUGAGGUAUUAGCCUGUGAGUCAUGGAACGUUACGAAACGCCUGAUCUACGAGUAACUCUUUAUGAAAAUGGAACCUCGAUUCGAGACAUUGCUAACGAGAAGGUUAAAGACGAAGACCAAGAUGAACCAAAAAGAGAGGACGUAGAUGAUCCAUUCUACCUCUACGACCUCGGCGAUGUAGUGACCAAAGACAAGUUGUGGGCGAAGUUAUUGCCAAACGUCGAAGUAUUCUUUGCCGUGAAAAGCAACCCGGAUCCAGUGAUCAUUCGUCUCUUGAUUGGACUUGGUAAAUCGUUUGAUUGUGCUAGCAAGAAAGAGAUCAAAAUGGUUCUAGAUCUAGGAGCAAGCGCUGAUCGCAUUAUCUUCGCUCAUCCCUACAAACAAGAAUCACAUCUUCGUUUUGCGAAAGAGAAAGGAGUACGACUCAUGACAUUUGACACGGCGGAAGAACUGCAGAAAGUCAAACGGGUUCACCCUAAAGCGCAGCUCGUACUUCGUAUACGUUAUGACGACAGCACGGCUACAUUUAAUUAUGGAUCAAAAUUUGGUUGUCGCGGGGAAGAAGUACGCCCCCUCCUGGAGAUUGCCAAGAAACUAGGACUAGAUGUCGUUGGUAUCAGGUGA
Patiria miniata (bat star) is the source of this 627-nucleotide messenger RNA. RefSeq names its product ornithine decarboxylase-like. Lineage: Eukaryota; Metazoa; Echinodermata; Asteroidea; Valvatida; Asterinidae. Gene Ontology annotation, molecular function: ornithine decarboxylase activity. Gene Ontology annotation, cellular component: cytoplasm. The transcript has 5 exons. Bases 25 to 627 code for a protein of 200 amino acids. The record is from RefSeq and is a predicted model, not a curated record.